Messenger RNA from Sinocyclocheilus grahami, 5296 nucleotides. RefSeq names its product formin-like. The record is from RefSeq and is a predicted model, not a curated record. The coding region runs from base 217 to 4575 and encodes 1452 amino acids. Gene Ontology annotation, molecular function: microtubule binding; actin filament binding. The transcript is spliced from 18 exons. Gene Ontology annotation, cellular component: cytoplasm; cytoskeleton; actin filament. Lineage: Eukaryota; Metazoa; Chordata; Actinopteri; Cypriniformes; Cyprinidae. Gene Ontology annotation, biological process: cortical actin cytoskeleton organization; actin nucleation.
GCACAAGGACCGGAAAUUCAGAGUUGGCUAGCCUUGGGAAGGCUAAUGGAAAGAACCUAGACUUUUUGUAACGGCAAACAUGGACACUUCAGUUUUAACUCCGGAGAUUUGAAUUUUGACUUUGCUACCUGUUUUAUUCACUUGUGGAAUAUGGUUGUUUGAAUACAGACAGACUAAAUUUGGUCUUAAAGAGGCAGUAGACUGUACCGGAAGGAAAUGGAGAGUAAGCCCAGUAAUUCAUUUUUGGACAAAUUAACAAACUUUUUUACUCACCAUGAAAAGCAUGAACUCCAAACACAGACUGAGGAGAAUCCAAAUGUGACUUCUUUUCAGUCUUUGACUGAGAAAGGAGAUGCUAAUGAUCAACAAAAAUGUGUUCAAAGGCAGGAUGGCAUCGAUGAUCAAGGGGAUGAUUUUGAUAUAAUUGUUAAGACUUUACAAACAAAUGCUGAGAAAGACAGAAAAAGGGACCAUGUCGACAGUUCAGAGCAUCAGAAUGUCAAUGAAGCGGAUGAAAUAGAUUUUUCUUCAGAAAAGGAGGAAGUGGACUUGGACCUGAAUGUUGACCACCCGAGAGAUAAUUACAAUAAAACAUCAGCAGCACGCCAGACUGACCAGGACGUAACAGAUGGUCAAGCUGACACAAAGUCUAAAUCACUUUACGAGGUCUCAGCCAGUGACAAUGCUAACAGACUGGACAAACAACUUGAGAACCCAGCACUCAUUACAGUGCAUAAUAAAGAACCUGAUUUCAGAGAAGGAUCUUUAUACAGGGAUGAAGAGUUUGUUUCAAAAAGCAAUGAUAAGGAUAUGAGCAAAAACAGACUCAAGCAGGACAUAUCUGAAAAUGAGACCGUUGUUAUGGAAUCAGGUAAUGUCACCAAUGAGGAGCUUUUUGGUGUUGUGCAAAAUAAGAGAGAAGAAGGCCACAUAGAGGAAACCAGCAGCAGCAAAGAAAAAAUGAAAAUAUUCAGAGAGAACACUGAGAAAGAACCAUUGAAAGACAGAGUCUGUCAGGAUGUCCUCACAGACACUAAAAGUACAAAUAUUCCCUCUGACAGAAACAAUCUGACUGAAUUUUUAAUAACAGAGUCUUUGAACUCAUCCACAAAUAACAAUGACUUUUCAGUGCAAAGUCAGCAGGACGUAUCUGCUGCUGAGAGCAAAAUAGAGCGUGAUGGAAAUCAUCAAAACACUGCAGAUGUUCAAGAGGUAACCAGAACUGGUGCAAAUGAACAAACUCUGAUUAACGACCACCAGACAUCCACAAACAUGGAUAUUCAGACCACAUUAACACAUUGUGAAGUUAAAAAGGUUCUUUCUUCAAACUCACCUGCGAACACCAGAACUGUAGUCAUCACCCUAACACGUGUUGAAGAUCUUUCUGCAGGAUUAUGUGUAGAUACUGAAAAGAUCCAGUCGAGAGAUGAGACUGUAACCAGAACUGGUGCAAAUGAACAAACUCUGAUUAACGACCACCAGACAUCCACAAACAUGGAUAUUCAGACCACAUUAACACAUUGUGAAGUUAAAAAGGUUCUUUCUUCAAACUCACCUGCGAACACCAGAACUGUAGUCAUCACCCUUACACGUGUUGAAGAUCUUUCUGCAGGAUUAUGUGUAGAUACUGAAAAGAUCCAGUUGAGAGAUGAGACUGUUGGUGAAGCUACAUUCAAUAGAAGCAGUGCAGAAUCAGACAGCAAGUUUGUGGAGGUCCAUCCACCUGCCACAAGCCAGAACAACCAAAUGAAACAUUCUGAGACUGGAGGUGAGAUUUCAGAAGAUUCUGGCCUCUGUGACACUGAAGAACACAGUUCAACUGAGCUAGAUAAAUCAGAACCAGAACCUGUGACCAUACAGCUAGAGGAACAGGUGAUAAAAGUGCAUACAGAAGAAGAAAUGAAUAAAGAGAAUGAAGAAGAAAUAAUACAAGAAGAGACUGUGUUAGAUACAGAUUCAUCUUUCACUGAGAAGACCACAACUGACCAAACCCCCAAAGCAGUAAAAGAGAAACCCCUCCAACUGUCGUCCCUCUUCACCGGGCUGCUCAGCCCCAAGAAAGAAGCCCUUGAGGAAAAAGACACUCCAGAGCAACCCCAAAGCCCUGCCAAAAAAGGACUUUUUACCGAUCAGUCUAACAAGAAAGAAGUCAAGGGAGACUUCCUAGAACAGCUUACCCAAUUCCUCAGCAAGGGGGAAGGGAAGAGAAAGCAAGAGAGCAUGACAAGCCCCCCACUGUCUCCAAUCAGUCAGGAACCUGCAGAAAAGCCAGAGACAACUGUAGAGGAGCCGGCCGUUCUCCAGUCUGAGGAAACAAACAAAUCUACAAAUGCAGAGACGGCCUUAGGGGCAUUGAAGGCUUUCUUCGCAGUUAAAUCUGCCAAAAAGGACACUUCAAAUCGCAUGGACCUGGACACUGUAAAGAGGAAGAUCAACAGGGACAAAGACGUCCUCAAAGCCUUCUUUGAUAGAACCUCAAGCAAGUCUCCAGACAACAAAGAAACUACUGAUUCCAAAGCUGAAGUGAGUGAGGAGCACACUCCUAAGCGACUUCAGACUGUUUGGCCUCCAACAAAACCCAAAGACGAAGAGGAAAAGAUUGGUCUAAAAUACACUGAAGCAGAGCAUCAGGCAGCUCUUCUGCAGCUAAAAAGGGAAUGUAAUGAAGAGGUGGAGAAGUUACAGGCUGACUUCAAACGUGAGCUCUUCCAGUUACAAAAGAAGAAUGAAGAGGAUCUGUCCAGAUUAGGGACAACCAUCGCCAGCUUACAAAGAGAAAGAGACAGAAAUCACAGAGAUGCUGCUGUGUCCACUGAAGACAACAUCGAGCCAUGGUCCUUCCGCUCUGUAUGUAUUCAGACAGAAAGAGAGACAGUCAACAAGCCUGAGGAGGCCAAGGAAACCCAGAGCAGGGGUUUUGACCCCCUGCCUAAAAAUGCUGACCUCAACUCAACAAAAAACUUUACUGGCAAACUAAAGUUACAGAUGGAUAACAACAAUACUCCACCCCCUCCUCCUCCUCCUCCUCCUCCUCCUCCUCCUCCAACAGGCCCUUGUACUCCUAAUGUACCUCCACUUCCUGCUCAGCCACUAGAGAGGCCAGGAAGUGUGCCUCCUCCACCACCUCCACCAAUGACAGGAAGUGGUGUGCCACCACCUGUCUUCCACUCUGCCCCCCCUCCUCCUCCCCCUCCUCCUGGAGUUGGUAUCUUCUCCAGUAAAGCGGCAGACUAUCCUACUCGCAAGCCGUCAAUGGAACCGGUCUGUCCAAUGAAACCGCUGUACUGGACACGGAUACAGAUUCAAGAUAACAGGAACAAUAUGCUAUGGAGUUCCCUGGACGAGCCAGAGAUAAUAAACACCAAUGAGUUUGCGGAACUGUUUGCUAAAGCCACGUCGCCCACCAAAAGAAAGCCCCUAUCUGAAGCCUAUGAGAAGAAAACCAAAGCCAGGAAGGUCAUUAAAUUACUGGAUGGCAAGCGCUCUCAGGCCGUGGGCAUCCUAAUCUCAAGUCUCCAUCUGGAGAUGAAGGACAUCCAGCAAGCUGUUUUGACUCUGGACAAUUCUGUGGUUGACUUGGAUGCUAUUGAAGCCAUGUAUGAAAAUAGAGCUCAGCCCGAGGAGUUAGAGAAGAUUAAGAAACACUAUGAAACCUCAGACAAGGAGCAGGUCAAACUACUGGACAAGCCUGAACAGUUCCUGUUUGAACUCUCCCAGAUCCCUGAGUUCUCCAGUCGAGUUCACUGUUUAAUUUUUCAGUCGAAGUUUACUGACGCUGUUGCCUCCAUACAGCGCAAGACCGAGAUUAUUCUUCACGUCUGCAAGUAUCUGUUGGAGAAAGACAGUGUGAAGGAGGUGAUAGGACUGGUGCUUGCUCUGGGAAACUACAUGAAUGGAGGCAGCAGAGCUCGAGGACAGGCUGACGGCUUCGGGCUUGAGAUUCUUCCUAAGCUUAAAGACGUCAAGAGCAGGGAAAAUCCCAUUAGUCUGUUGGACUACAUUGUUUCCUACUAUCUGCGUCACCUUGAUCAGAACGCUGGGACAGAAAAGAGCAUCUUUCCUUUGCCCGAACCUCAAGAUGUUUUCCUGUCCUCUCAAGUGAAGUUUGAUGACCUCUCAAAGGAUCUCAGGAAGCUGAACAGAGACCUGACAGUUUGUGAAAAGGAUGUCUUAACUGUGUGUACCAACUCAUCUCAUGAGCACGUACAUCCCUUCAAGGAGAAAAUGGACUUUUUCAUUGGCAACGCACAAAAAGAGCUAAUUACUGUGGAACAUCAAGUGAUAUCGGCACAUAAAAGCUUCUGUGACCUAGUGGAGUACUUUGGACUGAAGCCACGUUCUGGAGAGCCAGAGAUUUUGCCUGGCCAUGUUUUCACACUUUGGUUUGAAUUCUGCAGUGAUUUCAAGAUCAGGUGGAAGAGAGAGAACAAGGUCAUAUCCAAACAGAGAAUCAAAGAGGCCCAACAGUCAGUGCGCAACAUGACAGCAGAGAAAAAGAUUGAGACCAGAAGGGCACAUGCGAAUGGACUGAAAGAGAGACUGCGUCUGAAAGAAGCAAGUCUGACCACCAGCUAACCCCAUCUGCCAUUACCAAAGAGGACCAGAUACGUUUAUGUUUAAGACCCAGGCACUUGCAUUUUGGCAGGGUCAGAAUAAGGUGCACCUGCUUGUGUGACACUUUUCCUCAAGACUGCAAAUUUAGAAGAUGACAACCUGUCUGUCAGUGUAGUGGAUCCCAUUCCUGUGUAUAACCCAACAACCAAUGGCUCACCAAAAAUUCCUUUGACCAUGUUUCAGAUAUGAAUGAAUGCUGCUCAAAAUGAGAAAUAUUUAAGAAAUGUUUAUAUACAAGUUAGCUCGAUCUGUUCUGGGAUUUUCACCAGUCUAAACAAUUAAGGGUUGAAAAAGCAGUCUCAACAUUCGACUUGUAAAAGGCAGUAACUUUAUUUUGUAUAUUGAGUAACAAAGUUUAGUCACUUUUUAUGCUCAUAUUAAAUCAUUACAGAAUAUUAAAAAAACAAAGAUAGUGUACAUGUGAAAUAUUAAUAUUAAACUACCCUAUCAGUUUUAUUUGGAUGAACAUCACACAUUUUUAUUGAUGACAGUUAUGUUGCUUCAUCACAUUUUAUUGCCAUUUAAUCACAGUAAUAUUGUUCCUUUUUUAAUAAACUCAACACUGUAAAAAGUAUUCAUUAAUAUAAAAACAUUUAACUUGUUUUCUGUAAUGUUUGUUCACCUAGAUUUUCUUUAUCAAGUGAUUAAAAAGGCAGAAACUUGGCACCACAUUCUUUUUACA